Messenger RNA from Helicoverpa zea (corn earworm), 375 nucleotides. RefSeq lists its product as uncharacterized. NCBI's taxonomy places the organism in Eukaryota, Metazoa, Arthropoda, Insecta, Lepidoptera, Noctuidae. Gene Ontology annotation, molecular function: tubulin binding. The transcript is spliced from 3 exons. The coding region runs from base 26 to 346 and encodes 106 amino acids. Gene Ontology annotation, biological process: microtubule polymerization. The record is from RefSeq and is a predicted model, not a curated record.
AUCUAAUAAAAAUAAAAAAAUAAACAUGAAUAUGGACGAUGUAUUUAAGGACCUUGAGAAGCACGGAAAGACUGAUGUGGAUCACUUGGUACAAUGGAUGAAAGACUCAAAACUGAUAGAUGCAACCAAAGAACAGGAGAUGAAGGCUCGUAAGCUGUUCCUGGAUGUUCAUGAUGCACAUCGCGUAGAACUGAACAAGUUCAAAGAGGUGAUCGAGAAACUAGCAGCUGAGCAGAAGAAGACAGUGGAACAACUGAGCAAGCAGCUCGCGGCCGAGGGUCCACGGUUCGUGAACGCUGCGAUGGCGGGACUCGCCGCCUUCACCGAGGCUUUGAAAGGCAAAUAGAUUGUGCUAAUAAAAAUUAUCCGUUGGAA